This is a messenger RNA of Kalmanozyma brasiliensis GHG001, 2166 nucleotides long. Its product is annotated as GTP binding domain protein. Bases 1 to 2166 code for a protein of 721 amino acids. Gene Ontology annotation, cellular component: cytosol. Lineage: Eukaryota; Fungi; Basidiomycota; Ustilaginomycetes; Ustilaginales. The record is from RefSeq and is a predicted model, not a curated record. Gene Ontology annotation, molecular function: GTP binding; GTPase activity. The transcript has a single exon. Gene Ontology annotation, biological process: ribosomal subunit export from nucleus.
AUGCCGCUCGCUCAGUCCAAGAACACCGUUGGUCUCGGAAGGGCCAUCCUCAACCGCAGAGCAAAGGAGGCCAAGCAGCGCAACCAGACCGAAUUCCACACCACCGACAUUAACAACUAUGGCUCCGUCUCGAAUCUCCGCUCCGUCACUCACGAAGGUGACCUCGAGGAGUUCCUCAACACUGCCUCUCUGGCAGACGCCGACUUCACUGCAGAGCGAAGGAACGGCGGUGUCACCGUCAUCACUGCCCCCAAUCGCGAACGCACCCGCCACAACCCAUACUUGCUCACCGGCCAGGAGGAGCAGGAGGUGCUCAAGAAGCACGUUCAGAACAAGGAGCGUCUCCGUGUACCGAGGCGACCCGAAUGGACCAGUGCUACCACACGUGCUCAGCUCGAGCGAGCCGAAAAGGACGGUUUCCUCGAUUGGAGGCGCGGUCUGGCCGAGCUCCAGGAAGGUGUCGGAUUGGUGCUGACGCCUUUCGAGAGGAAUCUGGAGGUGUGGCGUCAGCUGUGGCGUGUCAUCGAGCGAAGUCACCUCGUCGUUCAGAUCGUUGACGCAAGGAAUCCGCUUCGCUUCCGUUGCGAGGAUCUCGAGAAGUACGUCUCGAGUCUUGGCAUUGGCUCGACCAACGGCAUCGAGUAUCUGGAGGAGGGUUCGACACAGAAGGGCCCAAGGAGAAAUCUGCUGCUCAUCAACAAGGCCGAUCUGCUUGACGACCAGCAGAGGAGGUAUUGGGCUGACUACUUCGAUGCGCAAGGCAUUCAAUAUGCUUUCUUCAGUGCAGCCAAUGCUGCUGCCAUCCAGCUCGCCCGAGCGGAGGAAGAGGAGAGGCUGCGUCUGGAGCAGCUCAAGCUCGCAGAGCCACGCACCGAGGAUGACGACGACGAGGAGUACAGUGACGAAGACGAGGAGGAUGACGAGGACGAGGACGACGAAGUGAAGGCCGCGUCUGCUGCGGUCAGUCAAGGCGCGAAAGACGCCCAGCCUCUGGUAGGUCAAGAAGCAAGUGACCGGGUGCUCGAUCACUCUCAGGCCGCUGUUCGUGACAACUUGGUCGCCGAGAAGGCUUACGGACAAGACGAUGCAGUCGACGCUGCUACCGCUACCGCUGCCACGACCCUCUCUGCUACUCGCGACCCAACUCGCGUGCUCAACGUCCUCGAACUCGAAGAGCUCUUCAUGGCAUGCGCACCACCUCUCGACGAUUUCGCCAUCGACGGCCAGCCCGCACCUUCCAAGCUCGUCGUCGGUCUCGUGGGGUACCCCAAUGUCGGUAAAUCAUCCACCAUCAACGCGCUGCUCGGCGAGAAGAAGGUCUCGGUCUCCUCCACUCCUGGUAAGACCAAGCACUUCCAGACGAUCCACCUCUCGCCCACCACUGUGCUGUGCGAUUGCCCCGGUCUCGUCUUCCCACAAUUCGCCACGACCUCGGCAGAAUUGGUCUGCGACGGUGUGCUGCCCAUCGACCAGAUGAGAGAGUACACUGCUCCCGCCGAGCUUGUCGCCAAGCGUAUUCCCAAGGACAUCGUCGAGGGCACGUACGGCAUCCGAAUCGAGACGCUCACGGAAGAAGAAGGCGGCAAUGGCGUACCUACCGGUCUCGAGAUGCUCACCGCCUACGCUGUGGCCCGAGGCUACACGCGUCAGGGCCAGGGCAACCCAGACGAGUCACGGGCGGUCCGUUACGUGCUCAAGGACUAUGUCAACGCCAAGCUGCUCUACGGCAACCCGCCACCUGGCGUCGACGCCGACACUUACAACGCGGCCCAGCGCGAGCGUGCACGCGCGGCCCUCGCCGGUCGCAAAUACGAUCCCUCCACCGCGCACCUCGCCGAACACGAGGCUGCCGACGGCGACUUCGACGACCUCGAUGCAGACCUGCAGGCGGAACUCGCAGAAUUGACACGAAGCAGAGGGUCAGGUGUCCCGCGGCAGUCGGCGAAGUCGAAAGCUCUUGAUUCGGCAUUCUUCGACACCAUGGCUUCGUCCAAGCCGACCAUCGUGGGCAGGACAGGGUUGCCGACCGCCGCGAUUCAGGGCAGGAUCGCCAACGACGGCUCGGUGAUCAAGAUCGGCAGUGGGCAGCAGGGUCAGGCGGGAAGUAAGAAGCAUAACAAGGCGAACAAGCGCAAGAAGCAGCGCUCCGGGGCCGGGUUCGACUGA